CCCCCCCCCCCCCCUCUGCCUCCCUCUGUCCAUCACCCCAGACCCCCCACAAAAAUGUGAACGGCUCUUCUGGUUCAGACUCGCACGUUGUGGAGAAACUCAGCGGGCACCCUGAGGUCCAACGUCGGCGCCACACGAUGGAUAGAGACUCCAAAACAGCCGAGCACCGUUUCUUCCGCCGGAGUGUCAUUUGUGACUCCAAUGCCACAGCUUUGGAUCUGCCCAGCAAAGCAGCCGUGAUACUCACCUCUCCUCCAGACUGUGAAGGGCCGCCCACCUUCUUUUCUCUACAGCCCUGUGGUCCUGGACCUGGGGUACGGGAUGCUGAAGGUGGGGAGGUCCCAAGAGGUCCGUAUGUGCAGAGCUCGACCCUUCAGCCUGGUCUUGGGCUUGGUGGGGCAGUCGCUGAGGGGCAUGCACAAACUCCUGAGGACAAUUUAGAUGUGGGCAGUAUUACGAUUGCUGUUCCUACCAGUAGCAGCGUUCAACAUAGUGCAGAUGGGGAAGUAAAAGAGCCCAGCCCGACAGUAUUGGAUGUUUCCGACAAAACAGCAGGCCAACAGCCUGAAGUUAUAUUGCGUCCCAGAGGGUCAGAGAACAUAGAACAGGUGGCAAAAGAUGGAAAAGCGAUAGAACGCGUGGACGAGGGUAGCGUUAGUAGUCCGAUUGAGGAGAAAGAGAGGGAGACGGAGGAGGAGAGGGGGCUAGCCAAAGCGCGGGCAGAGCAGAGGGAGGCUGAAAAACGAGUACAAGAGGAUAUAGAGGAGGUGGAGACAAAAGCUGUGGGAACAUCGCCAGAUGGACGCUUCCUCAAAUUUGACAUUGAGAUUGGAAGAGGGUCCUUUAAGACUGUGUACAAGGGACUGGAUACAGAGACUACUGUGGAAGUGGCGUGGUGUGAGCUCCAGGAUCGCAAGCUGUCCAAGUCAGAACGUCAGCGCUUCAAAGAGGAGGCCGGCAUGUUGAAGGGUCUCCAGCAUCCUAACAUUGUCCGCUUCUAUGACUCCUGGGAGGGACCAUGCAAAGGAAAGAAAUGUAUUGUUCUCGUCACUGAGCUCAUGACAUCUGGAACGCUUAAAACCUACCUGAAGCGUUUCAAGGUGAUGAAAAUCAAGGUUCUGCGGUCAUGGUGCAGACAGAUCCUCAAAGGCCUUCACUUCCUGCACACCAGAGCCCCGCCCAUCAUUCACAGGGACUUGAAAUGUGACAACAUCUUCAUCACGGGGCCCACAGGCUCGGUGAAGAUAGGGGACCUGGGUUUGGCUACAUUAAAGAGGGCCUCCUUUGCUAAGAGUGUCAUAGGAACCCCGGAGUUCAUGGCUCCAGAGAUGUAUGAGGAGAAGUACGAUGAAUCUGUAGACGUCUACGCCUUCGGGAUGUGCAUGCUGGAGAUGGCUACCUCAGAGUACCCCUACUCUGAAUGUCAAAACGCUGCCCAGAUCUACCGGCGGGUCACUAGUGGAGUGAAGCCUGGCAGUUUUGACAAGGUAGCCAUUCCUGAGGUGAAGGAAAUUAUAGAGGGCUGCAUCCGAACCAACAAGGAUGAGAGGUAUGCUAUAAAGAUCCUGUUGAACCAUGCGUUCUUCCAGGAAGACACGGGGGUCAGGGUUGAACUGGCAGAGGAGGAUGAUGGGGAAAUGAUUGCCAUCAAACUCUGGCUGAGGAUAGAAGACGUCAAGAAGCUCAAAGGCAAAUACAAAGACAACGAAGCCAUCGAGUUCUCCUUUGACCUGAACAAGGACGUCCCUGAAGAUGUGGCCCAGGAAAUGGUUGAGUCUGGCUACGUUGCUGAGGGUGACCAUAAGACCAUGGCCAAGGCUAUCAAGGACCGCGUGUCUCUGAUCCUGAGGAAGAGAGAGCAGAGGCAGCUGGUACGAGAGGAACAGGAGAAGAGAAAACUGGAGACUGAACAACAGCUGCUGCAGCAGCAACAGCAACAGCAACAGCAACAACAACAGCAACAACAACAUCAAGAGGCACUCAAAACAUCACACACACAGGCAGAGGUAGAGGAGUCAGAGGUGGAGCAACAGCAGCUUCACUAUCAGCAGACUGGCAUCUCACACACAUCUGAAGGAGGUCUGGACAGCGGCCAGGGUUCCUCAGUAUUCUCCUCAGACUCCCCCCACCUGGGUCAGCUGACCAUGUCGUACAGCUGCCCCCCCUCCAGCCAAACCCCUUCCCAGCCCCAAACCCCCUACCCUUCCACCCCCUCUGCUACCCCGCAGCAGCAGCAGCACCCGGGCUACGCCCAGCCGCCGCAACAAAUGCAAGUUCAGGCUCCCACCUCCCAGCCCUCUCCAGGACCCCCUCUGGUCCCUGCCACCACCCAACCUGCUCCUCCUGGGACCCCCCAACAGGUUGUUUCAGGCAAUCAGAGUAUUACGUCAGUUCAGAGCCCCACACACACAUCUCUGCCGCAGGCAUCUGCACAGCCCAGUGUAACUCCAUCUACUGUUUCCUUGGUGACCCUGCCCUCUCCGUCGCCGUCCCUCCCCGUUACCGUGCCAACCACGGUCAAGGCUUCCCCUCCCACUCCUCUGCCACUCCCUGUUGGGGUGAUGCCUACUAUUGUUUCCCCUCCUUCUCCUCCUCCUCCUCCUCCUCCUCCUGUGCCCACACCUGUGCCUCAGCCAUUGGCUACCGUGGUGCCAAUCAUCAGUGUAGUCACCGCCCCGCCUGAUACUCCCAUGGAAGCCCCUCCCCAGUCUGCUUCUCAGUCUUCAGAGCUGUCCCAGUCCCAACUACAGCCACCUCAAGUUCUCUCAUCUAUAGAAAGUGGCCACUCUGAGACUUCAGGUCUGAGCGAUGGCAACGAGGGAGGUGGAGGUCGCCAUGAAGGUCGCUCCACCAAGCGACAUCAGAGACGUUCUGUGCGAAGUCGAUCACGCCACGAGAAGCUCUCCAAGGCGAAACUCAAUGUUCUAAAUAUCUCCAAUCGAGGAGACAGGGUAGCAGAAUGUCAGCUGGAGACCCACAACAGGAAGAUGGUGACGUUCAGGUUUGACCUGGAUGGAGACAACCCCGAGGAGAUUGCCCAGAUCAUGGUCCAGAGUGAGUUCAUCCUGGAGAGUGAGAGGGAGUCGUUCAUUGAGCAGGUCAGAGAGGUGAUAGAGAACGCUGAUGAGAAGGGUCUGGAGAGAGACACAAACAGCCAGAUGGCAGGUGAUAAGGAGCAACAGAUUCCUGCUAUAUCUGUCCCCAUGCCAGACAUCCCUCCUAGUGCAACAGCACAAGUGGUCCAUUCAGCAGGUCGGAGGUUCAUUGUCAGCCCCGUACCUGAAGCCAGGCUGAAGGAACAAAUGUUUCCUACCUCUCCUUCUCCUGCCCCUGCACCUCCUAUUGAAACUGUUCCUCCGGCUUCAGCUCAAGCUCCAUCUCAGACUCCAGGCCAAGGUAUGGUGUUGUCCCAGUCUGCCGGAGCAAUCAGCUUACAACAAGCUUUCUCUGAGCUCCGACAGAACCAGAAUCAGUUUGAUGCAGGACCAAGCACAGCCCCAGCUUCUAUCCACUCCACCCAUCCUCCUCUGCAUCCUGUAGUAGCUUCUGUCCCCUCACAGGCUAGCACAGUCACUCCUACUGUGGAUCCUACUGCUGGACUUGUCUCUUCUAAUUUAAACCAGGCACAGGAUCAGGUCUUGGAGUCCUCUCUUCCCCCUUCUUCUGCCUCCUCCACCCCUUCCUCAAUGCCUGCUGUUUGUCUCAGCCCUCCUUGUUCCUCCUCCCCUCCUCCUACUGUGGUGAAUCAGUCCAUCCUUCAGUCACAGCCGGGGAUACAGGCUGUGUCCCAACCCCAGGGCCAAGCACAAAUUCAGCCCCAGGCUUUCACACAGCCACAGUCUCAAACUGUUUCUGCUGUUAUUGCUACUUCAGUACCUUCAACUUUACCACCGGCCAGCAUCCCCCCAGCAAUGCUCACCUCCCCUCCUCCCGCCCAGACUGCUCCCCUUGUAUCCUCCCCUCCCUCCUCCACUCUUACAGCAAGUGAAGUCUCCUCCGAUCGUCCGUCGGCCUCUCCCACCUCCUCCUCCACUACUUCCCUUUCAUCCUCUGUAAUCCCCACUACUGCCAUCCCAGGCCCCCAGCUUGCUCUUGCUGCCACUUCCCAUCCCACUUCCCACCCCGCUCCCCCUCCCUCCUCCUCCCCUUCCUCUGCUGUGGGGCUCCAGCCAGUGACCACCAAUGUUCCUUUGGUCCAACCAACCUUGGUCCACUCGCAGCCGCAGACAGCAGCCCUGCCCGGGCAGCCGCACACACACUGUGGGGAAUGCGAUGCAAGGUGUGAGGAGUCCCAAGGCAAACCGGAUGACAUCCAAGCCCUGGAGAAGAAGCUGCGGUCACUCUUCAUGGAUCUCGGUGGAGGGAUGACUUCCACACAGGGAGACAUCUUAGUUGCUGACCCUGCCUCUGGAGCCACCGUGCCAGGUACCUCUUCCCCAAUGGGCCCCUGCUCUACCUCUAGCACAUCUGUCACCACACCUGGCUCCAGCCAGCCGGCCAUUCCCCCUCAGCCCCCCUCCAGCCUUGCACUGGGGUCACCUGCUCCAAUCCAGGGUCCUGGAACGCCUAUCUCCACCCCUGCACAGAUUGUGUCUUCAGUCGUCCCUGCUUCAUCCUUUGGCCAGACCACUCCAUCCAAAACUCCCUUAUCCAGGGUACCGGCCAGUUCUCCUCCUUCAGAACUCCUGCCAUCUUUCCCUGGACCUUGUCUAAUACAGUCCCAGCAGCCUCUAGAGGACCUGGAUGCUCAGUUGAGGAGAGCGCUGAGCCCAGAGACUGUUCCUGUCAGCACACACACACAGGGCUCUCACAGCGGAUUACCUUCAGUGGGACAAAUUCCCUUCUCUCUGGAGGAAGACACUGUGUCCCCCUCUGUUCCUGGAAUUAAACUGGGAAGAUUUCAGGUCUCGUUGGCUACUGAGGAGCCUCCUGUCAAACGCCCGGCCUGCACUGAAUCUUCCUCCACCACCUCCUCCUCCUCAUCUUCUUCGUCCUCGUCGUCCUCCAGUCUCUCCAGCCCGGAGAAUACGCUGCACAAGGACGCCUUGUCUCCUCUGAAAGGGGGAGGAGGAGAUGUUGUAGACGGACUCCCACAAAGGACCCCCUUCACUUUACCCUGCCCCUCUCCUAAGCCCACCACUACCAUCGGACGCUUCCAGGUUACCACCAACCCGGAGGCCCGUGUGGGUAGAUUCUGUGUGAGUCGUGCCCAGGAGCAGAGCCUUGAGUCCAGGCAGACCCCUCCGCCCGCUGCACAGGCUGCUAACGGACCCAGUGAUCCUGGGCAGAUUUUGAGUCCGGAUUCCACUCAUAAAGCCUCGCUGCCGAGUCUAAACAACAACUCCUUCAAUAACUCCUACAUCAGCAGUGACAACGACUCAGAAUUUGAGGAUGAAGACUUCAAACGGGAAGUCAGCCGCCUUAGAGAAAAGCACAUGCGUGAGAUUCAGGCCCUCCAUUCCCGCCAGAAGGAGGAAAUAGACUGUCUCUUUACCAAGCUGGGAAAGGUUCCUCCAGCCACAGUGCUCCCUCCAGUUAUAGCCUUGACUGGCAGGAGGAGACGACCUACCAAAAGCAAAUCCUCCAAAUCGUCCAGAACCAGCUCUACGCAUGGCAGCAAGAGUCCGUUACAGCCAGGCAGCACUUUAUCCGCCCAGAGCGUCCCCACCAUGUACCCCGGCCAACUGGCUCUGUUAGCCCCAGGAGGAUUAGCCGAUUCGGGCGCCAGUACUCUCCAGCCACUCAAACCUUCUCCCUCCAGUAACAACCUGUGUUCGACCUACACCAGCGAGGGGGCGCUCUCUGUUCCCAGCUUGUGUGCUCCCACCCCAGGCUGUGUAAAGUUCAGCUGGGGUUCGGAGCGUUUGGCCUUCAAGCCUGGCGGCAGGAGGACGCGCUUUCUGAGUACGCCCUGCUUGGCUCUUUGGAAGAUGGUGAAAAAAGUCUGCCCCUGCAACCAGCUCUGUAGGACUAAUAGCACCAAUGCAGUGAGCGGUUCAGGUGGUUUGGGUCAGAGCCAGGGGGGUUCUCAGUGUCUGCCCCCCAGCAUGUCAGCACCCCACCAGAGGAAAGGAACCUUCACCGAUGACCUCCAUAAACUAGUGGACAACUGGGCCAGAGAUGCUAUGAACCUCUCACAGGGGAAGAGGAGUGCCAAACAGCUGCAGCAGGCCCCAGCACAGGGACACAGCUACGAGGUUAUCCAGUCAGCCAGUCUGGGCAGGAAGUACUCUGCUCCCAGCCAGCUGUGUACCAGCAGCAUUGGAGGUUCAGCCCACCUCCCUACAAACCCCAGCACCACUACCUCUCUGGCCGCUCGCAAGGGCUCCCUGUGCCACUCCCCUGCCUCCUCCACUCCGCCUCAACCCCAACCUCCCCAGUUCAUCCACUACACCCCCACCGCUGCCUACAGUGCACAAUGGUCUGGUCCUGCUCACGGCCUGUCAACCCCACACCAGGCCCCUGCACAGCCUGGGCCUCUACUUGUCAGCACCUCCCAGCCCCUGGGCCCCUAUCCCGCCACGGUUGGUGGACAGGGCCAGAUUCCCGGGCAGGGGCCGCUCCAGGCUUUCCAUCUGACCAACGCUCUGCAGAAGUCAGUCAGCAACCCAGGAGGACCCAACCUGAGGACCACGUAGGGCUGGGGGUGAGGGCUGGUUUGAAUCACGGCCCGACUGGACUGGAUUGGUGUGGAACAGAGUGUGAUGCGCUUGAUCGGUCGGAGAGGAUGGAAGAACUUGAGAGGAAUGUGGAGAGCAGGGAGUUUGAAAAUGAGUAUGAGAGCUUACCUGUUAAAGAGGAGAAAGGAAAAAAGGAAAUGAGGAGGAAAGAAGAAAUCAGGAAUGCGAUGUGGCCAUGUCCACAAUUGGUGUGAUGAAUCUGCAGUUGUCACAGACCCAAAUGCAGUCACACAAUCUCCCUUUCUGCUGUGUUUGACUGUGUUUGACUUGUGACAGCCAGCCAAAUGCUCAAGGAUAAAGGAAAAGACUCAUGAGUGCAAUGUUAAAAGGCCAAAGAGGUUUUGACAGGGUGCAGCAUUGGAGUUAAUUACUGUUUGUGUGUAAGGUAUCGUGUAUAGGCACUUAUGGCUCGGUCACACUUGUUCCAUUUCAUGCUCUAAAUUAAGUGAACAAGUCUUUUGCAUCCCUCAAAUGAAUUUGUACAAGGAAGGCUGCAAAUAGCAGCACAUAAAAUUUUGAGAGCAGAAUGGAGAGAUGUUUAGAGCGGCAUCUGAGUUUUUUUUCUUAAGUUCAGGAAGUGUUUUUUCGUCAGUAUUCAGAAUUUGGAAAUUUUUCUUAACCAUGCAAAGCACAAAAAAAUCAAGAACAAAGAGCUGACCUCGAGCCUGGUUUAGAGUAUGUGUAGUCUAGCACAUGGUGUGGUUUUGACUUGUGAUUGCUACUCCUCCGUUAGCUCCUUUGUCUUGUCUCCCUUGUUUGUUUGUCCGUCAUUCAAACAGGUGGAGAGAGAUGGAGGAGAGAAAGUUGACGAAGAGGAAGAGCAGCAGGCAGGUGUUUGUGUUAAAUAACAGUCAAACACCUCAUCUGUUUCAUGUUCCACUGCUUACUUUACGAACAUACCGGCUGUGUGCGCCAUUGCUAAAGUACUGAUUGGACAUGACAGAUGCUUCUGCACACCGAACGCCUCUUCACAUCACGACACCACCUCUUCCUCCAUCCCUCUCUCCGACUCUCUGUUGCCAUUUGAAGCAAUAACAGCAGAAACCUUUUAGAGAAAAAAAAGCCCAAACAUGAGAGAACUCAGUGUGAAAAAGUGGCCUUGUUAUCAGAAUAAUAUAGAGUCCCUGUACAGUUUGUGUCUGUUUAUUUUUUAGAAUGUCAGCUAUGAUGAUUCCAUUUUGUUGUUUUAUUUUGUUUUGUUGGGUUUGUUUUGCUUGCUGCCCCCAGCUAGCAAUCUGACACACACACACACACAACGCAUGAUAUAAAUACACACACCUGCAUACACACACAGCCAUGCACAGACUCAUGUAAAUACAUGCACAUUUUUGGAGGUGUAGUAGCCGUUUAACAGAUAUAGAUUCACAGAGUAAAGCCUCAGUUCUCGUCAUCAUCAUUAGGUUGGUUUCAACAUUUGUGUUGAAAUGAUUGCAAUGUACAUUAUUGUCAUGAUUAUUGUUGUUAAUGAUUAUUCUAUUUAAAAAGAAACAAAAACAAGAACGUGUUCUGUCGAUGGACCUGUUAUACGCGCACAUCGGUGUACGAUGUGGAAACACUGUGAUUAUUGUUGUUUAUUAUUAGCAAAUGUUGUUGGACAACAUUAGUUUUAGGGUGAAAUGUCACAAAUAAAAAAAACAAAAACAAAAGCAUACAGAGAACGGUUUUGGGGUCCUUUCACUUUCAAUUCACUGCUUUCAGCAAAUGGAUUCUUGUCAAAAUGUGAAAAAUUUAAAAUCCCUCUUUUCAAUAAUCCUCUUAACAUCCAGUUACUGAGGACACUAUCCAAACCAGAUGCCUUAUCAACAACUAAUCAACUGCAGUUUCAGUUCAUCUUUAUAACUGAUUGAAUUGAAAGUUGAAACUGACCUCCAAGCCCGAUUACAAAGACAAACCGGGGUGAAUGGCAGGAUAGUUGAUAUUUAGAUAAUAAAGUAAUGCUAGCUAUUUUUUUUCUUAAUACAGUACUUAUAUAUCAGACACUUUAAAUAGCCCUCCUCUAACCUUUCUCCCCUGGUUUUGUUAGAAGAAUGUGAAUGUAUAAACCAAUGGUGUCCAUUUUAAUGUACUUGAAAAAAAGGUCUGUCUUUUAUUUUUGCUUUUUUUUUGCUUCCCCCUGACCCCCGACCCCUAGAGCCUCUGGUGAAUACUGGAGGUGGUUACUAGUGCCUUGCAUCCUUCCUGUUGCUUGUUCCGUUGUGGGGUUGAGGCCUCGGUCUAAAGUAAGCACACUUAACAGCAUGUGUGGAGAGUUUUUGGGUGCCGCUUUGAAGUCAGUGGUGAUGAUUGGACCUGGUGUUAGUGGAGCAGGCAUUCAGUAGAUUGGCGGAGAUGCGGUAAUAAUGGCUUUCGUUAGCUGCUACUGUGUGCACUACAGCUGGUUUGUGGUUAAUUUUCUUUGAUUUCAACUAAUUGAGAGUGUAUCUUCCUCCAAAAAACAAGACUGUCCCCCCAUUGAUUGAAAAACUGAAAAUCAUAACUAUUAACCAUAUAACUUAGCUCUUUGAAUUGACUGUGUCUACGACCCGGUUACACCACCAACAUGAUAAAAGAUGGAGAGAACAUGAGUUAAUCAGUGCCAUUUUUUCAGGGUUUUAAAUGUAGAUAUUGGGAAGAAAAAAAACGAGAUUAGAAUAUUUUAUAAGUUUCAAGGAGGGAGUUAUUGAAGAUUGUAUUUGAAGCUUGGACCACUCUGUACUUUAGGGGCACUGGCCCUGGUGCAGGAUACAGUUAGCAGAGGACACAUUGGUACAAUGAACUAAAGUUUAUUUUAAUGACAUAUCUCUAGUGUAAUAUAGAUUUAUGUCUUUACCAAAACGCAUGUUGAUGCUGUGGCCUAAGUCUCCUGCCCUGGUUUUGAGCACAAUUGUAUUAUUAUUCAGUGAAUAACGAGUGCAUACAUUUGCCAGAAAGAAACAAUGAUUUGUUUCACUAACUUUAAAAAGGCACAUCUACUGUAAACUUCACAUGGAUUUGCAGUGAAAUUACCACAACACAGUGGAAAAGCCCCAGACUGACUACAGAGCCAUGAUCACAUGCCCAAAUAGAAUAUUUACUAUACAGUUACUAUGCAUUACAGACUUUAAAGACCCUGAAAACUUUUUUCCACAUUACAUAUUCAUGGCUAAAUAAGCAUUUCUUAAGCUUAACACUCUAAAAAUCUACUUUGUCAGGACUCUGUGGGUGUGUUUUGAAUCAGAUUUGAUUGGCAAAGACCAAAAAACACCCACCGUCAUCAGAUUCUGAUUCAAAGUUUGCUAUUUCCUGAUUGAGGCAAGGAAGUAAUUUUUUUCCACCUGAGCCCUGCCCAACAGUAAGAAGAGAACAGAGAAACAGGAAUACAGAAAUCUCUCAUUUAAAAUAACCAAAUCUAUUAAAACUUUGGCAUAAAAUAGUGUUUUCAUGUAGGAACCAAUCACUAAGAAAUUGAUUGAGAAAAUAAGUUUCCAGGGCCUUAAAGUGAAAAGAUACAAAGGUGAACAAUCAUUGUAGGAGCCAUUUUGCACCUUGUUAUGAUCAGUAUUUACGAGGCCAAAAACAGAUUUGGUUGGUAAUGCCUCCUCAUCUGAGAGUUUCUGCUAUUGGGCAAAAAAAAAAACAUGCCUGCAAAAGGUGUGAAUAUUGUCUCAUCCACUCCUUUUCCCACUGUAUGUGUCUGAAGCUGCACCACUGAGGUUUAAUAGGUUUUAAUCACAGAAAUGACUGUAAACCAAAACAUGAAAACAAAUAUUUUAACAUAAGGGCAUCACAGUGCUAGUUGUGUGGUGUUGGUGGUGGUUAUAAUGAUUGUGCUGGUAGUGAUGAUGGAAGUGAUGGUGAUAAUAGAGUUAUGGCGCUAUUAGAUUCAAGGCCUUUGACACCCUGUGCUCCUUUUCUCUUUUCAUUUGUCAGUGCAAAUUACGCAUAUCUGGUACAAACUCUGACAUUCACUUAACAUAUUUUGUGUUGGGUUUUUUUGCUGGGAAUGGGUGUUAAAAAAAGGUUACUUUGUAAAGUUUGUACAAAAAUAGCAUUGCUUUUGCCUGUUCUUGGGAUGUUUUUCCAUUUCUCAUGAAUAAUAAUGCAACAUUUUACUACUAGGCAAGUUUGGUUGAAGCUGUGAAUAAUCAUUGAGCCACUUUGCUUUAGUUCUGGUUAUGAGCAUCCUGUUUAUCAUGAUCUGUCAAACCAACUGCCACCAACUCAGUGCCAUUUGACUCUUUGUCAGUGGAGUGGAAACAUGAGGGGUAAAGAAUUAAAUAAGAAAACUAAGUGUAUUUACCUGCUUUUACUCACUGGAGCUGGUUUGUUUGCCGGGUAACAUCCUGGAUUUUCACUUUGCAAUUGCUCGAGCCUCAAAUAAUUUCCACAGUAGAAGUUUGAUAGUACUUUGCUGUGUCUCUACUAUGUAAUUACUAUGAAAGGAAUGCCUACUGCAAUGCAAUAUUAUUUAAAGUUACAGUAUGCUAUCAAGCUCUGAGGUAGUGUUUGACAGUUACACCCUGCUGGAGGACUCUUAUUUCUAACGCUUCAGAGUUAAACAUCAGUGGGUGCAAUAUUUGUGAAGUUUUUUUGAAUGGAGUUUUACUGUGAAAGGCUCAAGAGUUAUCCAGUGCAAGCACUCUUAUUGUGAAGGUUCCUAAACUAGUAGGGUUCUUUUUCUGGUGACACACACACACACACACACACAGUGUAGCAAUAGUUAUUUUUAAUAGACUAACACAUUAGAUUCAGUUUUCACAGUUUUUGCCUGUUCAGGACUUGCUAACCUUUUAUGCUUUUACUGUAGAAGUGCCCACAUGUUAAAAAAAAAAUGCCUUCAGUGCACAGACACACACACACACAAACACAAACACAGAUUGAUUCAGUGCAUCUCCUUGCCGUUUCAUGUAGCUUGCUCCUGUGGAAUGAUGUCGAGUCUCGAGCACAGCAACAGUUUCUCCUACAGACUGUUACUGAACGUGUUGAUUAUGUUUCUGGUCUCUCUGAUGCUCUCAUGUUUCAUUUUUUAUUUCUCACUUGUUUUUAUCAGCAGUUUUAAUGUCUUUAUAGCGGCACCUAACUUAAUUCAGUGGUUUCAUUUUUCUGUAUCGUGCUUGACAUUGUACAAAGUGGUUGGAUAAAAAAACAAAACACAUGGAUGAAUGAAUGAGAGAAAAAACUAACAAAAUACAUGUAGGGAGUCAUCGGCAGCCUUUAAAGGUAUGUUUUGCACUAAGUAUAGAGUGUUCAAGCUUCAUAUUAAAAAAAACUUUGCGCUUUGCGCUACAAUACAAUGAAAUUUGUUACUUUAUUUGUAAAAACUUAAUAAAUAAAAGUUGUUUAAAUGA
Morone saxatilis (striped sea-bass) is the source of this 11986-nucleotide messenger RNA. Its product is annotated as serine/threonine-protein kinase WNK1-like. The record is from RefSeq and is a predicted model, not a curated record. The transcript is spliced from 37 exons. Lineage: Eukaryota; Metazoa; Chordata; Actinopteri; Moronidae. Gene Ontology annotation, cellular component: cytosol; cytoplasm. Bases 138 to 6638 code for a protein of 2166 amino acids. Gene Ontology annotation, biological process: positive regulation of sodium ion transmembrane transporter activity; positive regulation of potassium ion import across plasma membrane; protein phosphorylation. Gene Ontology annotation, molecular function: chloride channel inhibitor activity; potassium channel inhibitor activity; protein serine/threonine kinase activity.